Molecule: messenger RNA, 795 nt
Organism: Sporothrix brasiliensis 5110
Lineage: Eukaryota; Fungi; Ascomycota; Sordariomycetes; Ophiostomatales; Ophiostomataceae
Exons: 1
Coding region: 1-795 (264 amino acids)
Source: RefSeq, a predicted model, not a curated record
AUGCACUUCCCUUCGCGCCUUUUUGGCAAGAAAGAGAAGGCGGCGAGAAGCAGCCACCGUGGACCCCUCCACAUCAACUUCUCUGGCCACGGCUCCGAGGUCGGCGGCGACGAGGCCACGCCUCAGACCAGCGAGGGCAGCAGCGCGAGCAUCCUCUCCCGCCCAGAUGUCAUUCUGGCGCAGAUGCUCGUCAUGCCCUUUGCUCACCAGGCUCCUGAGGUGCCUCAGGCGCCUGCCCAGCCCAUGACGCCCGUCGUGUCUGGCUCAGUCAGCAGCGACGAGGCGCAGGAGCACGAUGCUGCUGUGGACGGCUACUUCUAUGUCCACAACGCGCGCGCCUUCCGCUCCAUGAUGGAGCUGCGCGCGCAGCAGAUUCGUGAUUACGAGGACCAGCACAGCGUGCGUCGCACCACCAAGGGCGAGCGCCACUCUGUGGUGCCGCGCACCACUGUCAAGCCUGACCUCUUGACCAUUCCAGAGGAGACGGAGCCUGAGGAGCCUGAGGCGCCCGAGGCAGAUGCACAUGUCGCUGACGAGGACGACGCUGCCUCGGAUGCGUCUUCGGUGCUCAGCGACCUCUCCGAUGGCGCGCUUGUCGCUGGCGAGGACGAGUGGGCGUACUUUGCGGCACAGGAGGGCGUCGUGCUGGCCCGCUCGCCCUCGGCCGCGUCCGCCGGCUCGCUGACCUGCUCCUCGCUGCACUCCUUCGAGUUUGGCGAGGGCUGCGUGUCGUUGCGGGCCCUCGGAGCGGUUUUUCGCCGCGGCCUGCGCGCCCUGGUCACUCGACAUCACUAG